This is a messenger RNA of Ordospora pajunii, 654 nucleotides long. Its product is annotated as GTP-binding protein. Lineage: Eukaryota; Fungi; Microsporidia; Ordosporidae. The record is from RefSeq and is a predicted model, not a curated record. Bases 1 to 654 code for a protein of 217 amino acids. The transcript has a single exon. Gene Ontology annotation, cellular component: nucleus; cytoplasm. Gene Ontology annotation, biological process: ribosomal subunit export from nucleus; protein import into nucleus. Gene Ontology annotation, molecular function: GTP binding; GTPase activity.
AUGGCACCGAAUGAGAAUAUGAUAAUAACAUACAAAGUAUGUCUUAUAGGAGAUGGAGGAGUUGGCAAGACAACUUAUAUAAACAGAGUGAUCGAUGGAAGGUUUGAAAAGAGAUACAAUGCCACCGUGGGAGCAACGAACAAUCCGGUGAGCUUCCAAGACAACUUCAACCAUACGAUAUUGUUUGAUGUGUGGGAUACGGCAGGGCAAGAAAAGCAUGCGCUGUUGAAGGAUGUUUAUUAUAUUGGUGCGCAUGCCGCGAUAUUCUUUUUUGAUGUGACGUCAAGGGUGACAUGCCAGAAUCUCGGCAGAUGGGUUAGGGAGUUCCAAGCAGUUGCGGGGGAGAAUGUGCCGAUAAUAGUAUGUGCCAACAAGAUGGAUUCGAUGAUUAGCCAGCGAAAGGCAGGGAAGAAGCAGGUGGACGAGUUCCUGAAGGGAAAGACGUAUCGUUAUUACGAGAUCAGUGCAAAGAGCAUGCAGAACAUUAUAAUGCCAUUUAUGGACCUGGCAAGGCAGCUUACGGGGAUUAAGGAUCUUAUAUUUGCAUCAAAAAUUGUUGUGGAGCCAAGUGAUAUCAAUAGAUCAGAUGUUGAUUUUGAUCAGAGGGCGGUUGAAGAUGCGAUGAAUAUGCUUCCUGAUGAAUACAGUCAUUAG